AUGGGUCAGAAACGAGGACGCGAUUCCAAGCCACAGGCUGUUGAGGCCAAAAAGCGCAAGAAGGGCGCCAAGGUCGCAACAGCCGAAGAUGAUUCUUGGGAUGGUGCGAUUGGCGUUGAUGAUCUCAACUGGAAAGAGGUAGCUAUGCCCGAUCGAAUGGAAGAUGCGGAAGGCUUCUUCGGGCUAGAGGAGAUCGAUGGUGUGGAUGUCAUUCGUGCAUCUGAAAAUGGCGUUGUUCAAUUCAAGGCAAAGCCAGGCAAGACUGCUAAGUCUAUCUUGAGAACACCGACUGCCGAAGAGACUGCUUUCGAAGAGUGGUCAGGUUUCAGCGAUGAAGAGUCGGCUGAAAAGGCAACCACCAAAGUCAACGAAGUUUCAGAACCGAAGGAAGAUAAUAAGAAGUCUAAGAAAAACAAGGAGACUAAGGGGGCCAAGGAUUCCAAGAACGCAGACAAUACCAACAAAGCCAAGGAAACUGAGGAGCCCAAGGAGGCUAAGGGCAAGGAGACCAAAGAACCUAAAAAGAAAGACACCAAACAAAAAGAUGGCAAGAACAAGCAGGCCAAACCUGCGCAUGAUUCCAACUUCAAAGCCGCUCUUUCCUUUGAAGCCCUCGAUGACGUUGAAAGCGAUGAUGAAGUGGAUGUAUCAGGCUGGGACGAUCUUGGCCUGUCGCCAGAGAUUCUUACUAGUCUCUCCAAGUUGAAGUUUGGCACCCCGAGCGCCAUCCAAAAGGCUUGUAUUCCAGGUAUUAUAGAUGGCCACGACGUCAUUGGAAAAGCAUCAACUGGUUCCGGUAAAACACUCGCUUUCGGUAUCCCGAUCCUCGAACAUUAUUUGGAAAAGAGAGGAAGGAAGAUCGAAUCCGAUAAAACACCACCGUCAUCCCCCAUGGCUCUUAUCCUUUCACCAACUCGAGAACUGGCUGUUCAACUAGGCAAGCACAUCGGAAACUUGAUUGAGAAUGCACCAGAUACAAAUGCACGAGUUGCCCUUUUGACGGGUGGUCUGUCUAUUCAAAAGCAACAAAGACAGCUUGCCACUGCUGAUAUUGUCGUUGGUACACCAGGCCGUAUAUGGGAGAUUCUGAGCACUGGGUCGGGCUUGAUCAGCAAGAUGCAAAAGAUUCGGUUCCUUGUUGUGGAUGAAGCGGAUCGGUUGCUCAGUCAAGGAAAUUUCAAGGAAGUGGAAGAAAUCAUUGGCGCCCUGGACCGUCAGGAACACAAUGACUUCCCAGAAAACGAAGAAGAGGAUGAAGAAACAGAUGAGAAACUCAAGGCCCGUCAGACUCUUGUUUUCUCGGCCACAUUCCACCGUGAUCUCCAGCAAAAGCUUGCCGGAAAGAGUCGUUGGACUGGAGGAGAUCUCAUGGACAACAAAGAGUCAAUGGAAUAUUUGCUUAAGAAGCUCAAUUUCCGGGAAGAAAAGCCCAAGUUCAUUGAUGUGAACCCCGUUCAGCAGAUGGCAGAGGGACUCAAGGAGGGAAUUGUUGAAUGUCCUGCCAUGGAGAAGGAUCUCUACCUUUACGCACUUUUGCUCUACUACCCCAAACAUCGGACACUUGUCUUUACCAACUCGAUCUCCGCCGUCCGUCGUGUCACCCAAUUGCUGCAAGCAUUGGGUCUCCCCGCUCUUGCCCUCCAUUCUAGCAUGGCACAGAAAGCUCGACUUCGGUCUGUCGAGCGCUUCUCCUCGCCAACCGCAGACCCAAGCUCUAUUCUUGUCGCUACGGAUGUUGCUGCCCGUGGUCUCGAUAUCAAGGGCAUUGAUUGCGUCGUGCAUUACCACGCACCCCGUGCAGCUGAUGCCUAUGUUCACCGAUCUGGCCGUACUGCCCGUGCUGGUGCCAUUGGCAAGAGUGUCAUUAUUUGCUCUCCUGAUGAGGUUGUCAGCGUGGCUCGCCUCGCUGCCAAGGUCCACGCUCGAAACCCCAAUGCUACUGCCAAGAAAUUACCUCUGGAGUCCCUCGAGAUCGACCGCCGCGUCGUCGCUCGUGUACGACCACGUGUCACUUUAGCCAAGAAGAUUACUGAGUCCAAUCUUGCCAAGGAGAAGGUUUCUGCAGAGGACAACUGGAUGCGUUCUGCGGCUGAGGAUCUCGGCGUUGAAUAUGACAGCGAUGACUUUGAUGACUCCAAAGGCAGGGGUCGUGGUCGCGGUGGUGGCCGAGAGCGCCGUGAGAAGCAGGCUAGUGGUAUCACCAAGGGUGAAAUGGCUGGCCUCCGAGCUGAGUUGAAGAGCCUACUUUCGCAGCGCAUCAAUAUCGGCGUUAGCGAGCGUUAUCUCACGGCCGGUCGUGUUGAUAUUGAAGCCCUGCUCCGUGGUGAAGGCAACAAAUCCUUCCUCGGUCACCUUGAUCCUUUGGGUUUCUAA
This is a messenger RNA of Penicillium longicatenatum, 2373 nucleotides long. RefSeq names its product ATP-dependent RNA helicase MAK5 (gene mak5). Gene Ontology annotation, molecular function: nucleic acid binding; RNA helicase activity; ATP binding. Gene Ontology annotation, cellular component: nucleolus. Lineage: Eukaryota; Fungi; Ascomycota; Eurotiomycetes; Eurotiales; Aspergillaceae. Bases 1 to 2373 code for a protein of 790 amino acids. The record is from RefSeq and is a predicted model, not a curated record. The transcript is spliced from 3 exons.